AGUCAUGUUUCAAAAUGCCAAGGCGCCUACGCGUAAUUCUGAUCUUGUCAAAAACGUUGACCUUCAUGUCGACUGUUCUCAAGCUACAUAUUAUCUCACCUCGCUACCCCAGAUUCAUUUCGCUAUGCAUCGUGUCGGCAGCCUGACGAGAGCACAGAGAUGCUAUAUCUUAAGCUAGCUCGGUGAAUCCUGAUGGGCUUGUCCAGUUGUCUAUAACCGAAUUGAAAUAAGGCUGGUAAUGAAGCACCGUCAGCCUCGUUGGAAUCUUUAUAUGGACGCCCCAGCCUCUACUUCGGCUCUCUCCAGCUUGGCUCUGACCGCCAUCUCCUUCCAUCACAUAGUCGCUCACUAUCUUCAUACGCUCUUUGUUUCGCUUUACGUUCAUUUAAUCUGUCCCACAACACUUCGAUAAUACUACAUAACACCAUGCCGUCUAACGCAAUCGCCAUACUCGCGGAUGUUACCACCGGCUUCCGUAAUAACGUCAGGCGUAUGCGAAGUGGAACUCUCCGAGAUCGUACUUGCGCCAAGGGCAAGGAGAACCGACCACCUGUUCCCAAUGACGCCUCAUCUUCGAACACAAGCAGUCCUGUCAACGUUGGUUUUCGAGUCCCGAACCAGAACUCGCAGAUGCUGAAUCAAGCAUCCACCGCGACACUUCGCCCCGGAAACACCAUUUCUAUCACUGUCAACGAUGUCGAGCCUCAACCAGAGCUUCCGCGAUGGGAGCCCGUCGAUGGGACCAUCAUCAUCAAAGUGCGCCUCCCAUCCAUAGACGACAUUUGGCGAUUCAAAGUGCCCUGUGACAUCGCUUUGGAGGCAUUCCGCGAGAAAGUUGUACACAAGAUCGGGUUCCCAGUUGGAUUCACGAAGACAACGAAGGCGAACGCGAAGCUUAUCGUCUCGGAGGAUGCCUGGAAACGAUGGAUUGCUGGAAGAGUCAAGGAUGGGCGGAACCGCCCUCUCGUUGCUGUUGAGCCUCAGUGAUCUGGUCAUCCCUUCUCGUUUCCACUAUUCGACUCCUUCGCUAGGAUCAUGGCCGCAUUCUACGUUGACAUUCACUC
Molecule: messenger RNA, 1064 nt
Organism: Somion occarium
Lineage: Eukaryota; Fungi; Basidiomycota; Agaricomycetes; Polyporales; Cerrenaceae
Source: the annotation of a GenBank genome assembly